Molecule: messenger RNA, 2944 nt
Organism: Coturnix japonica (Japanese quail)
Lineage: Eukaryota; Metazoa; Chordata; Aves; Galliformes; Phasianidae
Gene: NHLRC1
Product: NHL repeat containing E3 ubiquitin protein ligase 1
Biological process (GO): protein polyubiquitination; proteasome-mediated ubiquitin-dependent protein catabolic process
Molecular function (GO): protein binding; ubiquitin protein ligase activity
Source: RefSeq, a predicted model, not a curated record
UUCACAGCUGACUUCCCUGCCUUCAGCUGUGCAUAGCUUUUCUUUGCCCCGAUAUAGGGCACCGUCCUUGGAGGUGUUCAAGACCAGGUUGGACGGGGCCCUGGGCAACCUGAUCUAGUAAAUGUGUAUGUUUGGUGGCCCUGCCAGGCAGGGGGGUUGGAACUACAUGAUCCUUGAGGUCCCUUCCAACCCGGGUCAUUCUGUGAUUCUGUAAUAGCAGCAGCACCGUUACGGCGACUUGGAGGCUGGAGGCCUCAGCAGGGCCCCGUGCUCCGGGCCGCACCGCCGCAUCCGUCCCGCAGGGGGCAGGCGCCGUCCCGCUGAGUCCCGCCGGGUCGCGUCGGGGAUGGCGGAGGCGGCGGACGAGGCGGAGCUGGGCCUGGUGGAGUGCCGGGUGUGCUUCGAGCGGUUCGGCCCCGACGGGCAGCGGCGGCCGCGUAACCUGCCGUGCGGACACGUCCUGUGCCGCGGCUGCGUGGAGGCGCUGGGCGGCCCCGAGCGGCGACGCCUGGAGUGCCCCUUCUGCCGGCGGCCCUGCGACCUCGGCGAGACCAGCGACUGCCUGCCGCUGCUGCAGCUCUUGGAGCUGCUGGGCCCCGGCGGCCUCAACCCCUCGGCCCUCGGGAGGGCGGCCGGCGGCCCGGCCCCGCCGCGGCUGCAGCUGUCGCUGGGCGGCUGGGGGUCGCUGCUGAACCCCACGGGGGUGGCGGCGUGCCGGAGCUCGGGGCGCCUGGCGGUGGCCCACGACGGCAAAAAGAGGAUCCACGUCUUCGGGCCGAGCGGGUCCUGCCUGCAGAGGUUCGGGGAGCGAGGGGACGCGGACAACGACAUCAAGUACCCGCUGGGUGUGACGGUCACGGCGGACGGGCACGUGGUGGUCACCGACGGCGGGGACCGCUCGGUGAAGGCCUUCGACUUUGAUGGGAGGGGGACUCUGGCUGUGCGGGAAGGCUUCUGCCUGCCCUGGGGACUGGGUGCCACCCCCGAGUGCGACGUGAUGGUGACGGACGCCGAGGCUGGAGCUCUGUACCGCCUGACGGCCGACUUUGGCAAGGGGGAGCUGAAGAAGUGCCAGCUGGUCCGGUCCAAAUUAACGUGCCCCAGAGGGGUGGCGGUCUGCCCGAGCUCGGGUGCUGUUGUGGUGAUAGAGCACCUGAAUACUAAAGGACCAAGCAGCUGCAGCACCCGAUUGAAGAUAUUCAGCGCAGACAUGACUCUCAUUGGCCAGAUGGAUAGCUUUGGGCUGAACCUCGUUUUCCCCUCCAAAAUAUAUACCACGGCUGUGGCCUUUGACAAAGAGGGUUGCAUCGUCGUAACCGAUGUCUGCAGUCAGGCUGUGAUAUGCCUGGGGAAACCUGAGGAGUUUCCCAUCUUUAACCCUCUAGUUAGCCAUGGGCUUACUUAUCCCAUAGGACUAACUUACACGGCAAACAACUCCCUCGUUGUUUUAGACAGCGGUGAUCAUUCAGUAAAAAUAUAUAGCUCUGCCUGAGUGGGCUUAGAUGUGUUCAGCUAUUGGUUUGAGCUGCUUUUGGCUACAAAGUGUGUGCAGUACUUGUGUUCAGAGGCACACAGGGAGGAAGUAUUAUUCCCUGGGCUUUGUGUGAAGUGAAAUCACCCUCUUAGACCAAUGUACUGUACUUCCCACAAAGUGUACACCAGAUCCCAUGUAUAGCAGGAGACAAUGUGGCUGCUGCAGACUGAAGUCAGCAGUGAACCAAGCAAGCGAGGAGAAAUGGCAGCUUCAGCUCAAGGCCAGUUGAUCUAGCCAUGAUCAAUUGUAAUACAUGAGCUAUCAGCAUUUAGUGAUUCAUAUGAAGUGAAUAGAUGCUCAAAGCCUUUCUGUUUUCUUCUCCAUACUGAGAAAAUGCACUUAUUUGUAUGCAUUUCUUACCACCUCUUCAGUGUUUUACUGAAAUGCUAACACUUCCCACAUAACGCAUGGAUCCAUCCAUAUCUUCACUGUGAUGUAUGGUUACUGGCAUGGGUGGCUUUCCCUAAAACCAUCUCCAAGUAUUUGUGUUUAGACCACAGGUACUUCUGCAUCUACAGAAUAGAACUGGCCAUGUUAGUAACACAGGUACUCUUGAGAGAUUUCCAGUACUGCCUGCGUCUGUCUUGAAAUCAACAUGGUACUUCUGUACCACUCUGCAGCAUUCAGUCGAAACUUUGAAUGUUGGAGGGGAGUAAUAAGGGCAAGGGGAUGAGAGCCUUGCCAUUUCCUAGCCUACAAAAAGUAUUUUGCUGGUAGCAGAUAGCAGCUUAACAACUCUUGAAAACAGUUUUGCUGUGGAUGUGAGUUCUGUUGCCUUAUUACACCACAGAAAUCCAUGUAAAUUUAGAACAAAAUAACACACCUACUAGAAGUCACUGCUGCAUUCUAGGAAUUCCAAGUGCUUCUGAACUAAUUACUUAGUGCAGCACUAAAAGGGAGUUGCAUAUAAAUGUGUCUUGUGCGGUGGAGACAAAUAGAUUAACGUAAAACUUUUAUGAAGGUGUAUUUAUUGACUGAAAGCAUGCAUAUUAUCUAAAGCCAUUUCGAAUUCAUGUGUAGUCUUCCUGUUGGUUAACAUUUCAUUUGGCAUUUGCUCUGACUUCUUGGCCAUUUAAUAACUAACUACUUAUAAUACUGUAUGAAUAACAUAUACCAAUUAUUUCAAACUGGAGCAAUUUUGGCCCUCAAAUGAUAUAUUAAAGCCCUCUUGUAUUAAUAUCUUGUGUUCACAUUUAUAAAAGCAGAGCAAACAAGAAUAUUAAAUACAGCUAUUUGUAAAGCUUAAUUGAAAAGUGGGCUGGAGGUCAAAUACCCAUGGAGUUGGAUCCAUCAGAAUAUGAAUAAGUACUGAUGAAAGUGGGAUCUACCAAAUUGUUUUCACAAUCCUGAGAGCAGGAAAAGGCCAACACGUUCCUGUUCUUAAGAAAAUAAAACCCCAUUUACACCCUA